This is a messenger RNA of Aspergillus sclerotioniger CBS 115572, 1331 nucleotides long. RefSeq lists its product as uncharacterized. The transcript has 2 exons. Lineage: Eukaryota; Fungi; Ascomycota; Eurotiomycetes; Eurotiales; Aspergillaceae. Bases 6 to 1331 code for a protein of 441 amino acids. The record is from RefSeq and is a predicted model, not a curated record.
CUAGAAUGACCCAAAAAGUGAGUCGGCCACUUCAGAGAAUGCUGAAGCCCUCUUCAGGGCCCAAAAUUCGCAUCCAAAUUGACGGAGGUCCGGACUAUGCUGGAUAUUACACGAACGGGGAUCUUAUCAAAGGCACGAUUUCCUUCACCGUACAAGAGGAGACGCAUGUUGAAAGUUUGGAGGUUCGCGCCGAAGGCACUAUCCGGACGGUAGUCUCCCAGAGCUCGUUUCCAAGUUCUUCGGGAUUGCAGCAGAACUUUCGACUCGUUCAUCACGGCCUUGACCUCGGUCAACGUAUCUUCCCACGUGGCCAAGUCCACCAUUAUGACUUUGCUUUCAGAAUUCCCGACCGACUUCCAUCAUGGACCUGCGCCAACGUCAAUGACUCCCCUGAAACAUCCCAUUCAAUGAUUCCACCCACACUGGGCGACCUUGAUCUGGAAGAUCCAGAUUCCACCUGGGGCGAUGAUCUGAUGCCCAAAAAUGGGAUGAUCUGUUACAGAGUCUGUGCCACCGCACGAGGAUGUUCCACGGCAAGAAGUCCCAAACGACGUGCAAUAAGCGUGGCUCAGCCCAUUCGCGUUAUACCGAUAGUUGGGAUGCAGAAAUUCGAUUUCGCCUGUCAAUUGCCCAUCGAUAUGGUCCAAAAGGAGGUGGCUAUCAAGAACUCGCGACUGGGCGGCAGAGCCAGCGGCACACUACAUGUCGAAUGCCACCCGAAGCCUAUUGAAGUGUAUGGAGGCUCGAAGUCCGGCAAUUCGACAGUCACUCUGCUCCUCAGUUUCUACCCGAGGUGCGAGACCGACUUGCCCCCUCGUCUUGGCUCGCUGAGAAGCAAGCUCGUCUCACACACAGCCCUUGGGGCCCGGGGCAUGACUGCACCUGACUCCGAAUCCAGCAAAUCAUGCUGUCCACCCAGUCAACGCUGCAUUUACACCAACGAUACUGUCUUUCCCACCCGGGACGUCUCGGGCAUUCGUUGGAGUCAGAGUGAUACGCGUAUCAGAAGCUUCCAUGAUUCUACCUCGACGCUGCCGGUCGGAGCAGAGAAGCAAUGGAGAUCGGGUAAUGACGUACCUAGUGACCAAGGCCUUUUUUACACGGCUGAAGUCACGCUUCCUAUCAUUCCGCAGGAGGGGAAAGUAUAUGUCCCCAGCUUCGAUUCAUGUCUCGCCUCGCGGUUCUAUACGCUUGAGCUGGAUCUCUCGUAUCACUGCGCGAGGCAAGGUUUGAAUCGCCCCAGGAUCACUCUCAGCGUGCCUGUUUUAGUCCGGUGGCAUGGAAAACCCCUGUCAAUCUCGAGCGAUAUCUGUGAUAAUGCUGUGCCGUAA